Messenger RNA from Mercurialis annua (annual mercury), 1671 nucleotides. RefSeq names its product putative E3 ubiquitin-protein ligase SINA-like 6. NCBI's taxonomy places the organism in Eukaryota, Viridiplantae, Streptophyta, Magnoliopsida, Malpighiales, Euphorbiaceae. Bases 155 to 1162 code for a protein of 335 amino acids. The record is from RefSeq and is a predicted model, not a curated record. Gene Ontology annotation, molecular function: zinc ion binding. The transcript has 2 exons.
CACCCACAACUUUAGCAAAUUUGCUGCCGAGCGCUUAUACAGCUUAUUGGUACGAGAAAUUUUUAAGUACACUCAGAUUAGCGGGUGGGCUGUGAGCACAUUAUAAGAAAUAAUGGAAUAAAAAUAGCGCAGUGGGGAAAAGGAAACGACAAACAUGGCGAGAUUUUCAGUCGACGGAGAAGCAGAAACAAGCAAUCCAAUAAGCGGAAAGAGGCAAAAAAGUAGCCAAAUCGAUAAUUCUGAACAGCCUAAUGAACACCAGCAACAGCAAAAAGCUGCUGUAUCUCAUUACGAUGAUAAUCACACGGUAUCAUCAUCUGAAGAGGAAGACAACGAAGGAUCCGACCCGAAUACCCAAUUGGCUACUUCGGAACCACCACCCACAAGAAAUGGUGCAAUUUUUGUGACCAUUACUGACCCUGACGUUCUUGAAUGUCCCAUUUGCUAUGAGUCCUUUUCAAUCCCCGUCUUUCAGUGUGUGAAUGGGCAUGCGGCUUGCUCUUCCUGCUACAAGAAACUUGCACAUAAAUGUCCUUCGUGCUCUAUGCCUAUUGGCUAUAAUCGUUGUCGAGCUUUUGAGAAGGUUCUUAAAUCAGUCAAACUACCGUGCCACAAUCUGAAGUAUGGAUGCAAAGAAAUGGUUUUGUACAGCAAGAAAUCGGAGCAUGAUAAAGUCUGCAACUAUAUGCCGUGUCCAUGCCCCCUCUCAAGCUGCAAGUUUGUUGGCUCAGAUAGGCAGUUAUACCGGCAUUUUAGCAAAAAACACAAGGGUUCUGCGUUACGCUUUCAAUUUAAGACCACUUUUCCUGUUUUCUUGACUCAUGAUCACAAAAGCCUUAUUCUUCAAGAGGAGGGAGACAAUAGUUUAUUUAUUUUGAAGAAUACAGCCGAUAUUCUUGGGAAUGUGAUUACGGUUGACUGUAUAGGGCCUCCAUCAUUAAAACAAGGAUACCAUUAUAUGGUUGAAGCAAAAAUGGAGGGAAGUACCCUCAGAUUUCAAUCUCUUACAAAAAGUAUCCAAAAGGUUAAUCACGAUGAUCCUCAUUCAGAUACAUUCCUUGUAGUUCCGGGCAGUUUCUUUGGUUCUUAUGGGCAGAUCAUCUUGGAUGUCUGCAUAUGGGAUCAUGGUUCAUAUCCUACUGAAAUUACUAGUGCUGCUUAAUGCACCUGAUGCUUUUAGUUUUUGAUUUCGCAGGAAAGCUUCGAGUUGCUGAUUAAUUUUGUGUAUUCCAUGCUUGAAUUUCCUUAACCGCUGCUGAGCCAUUGAGACGGCUGCAAGGAAACUUUCACUUAUGGUAAACUCUUUCUUGCAUCGGCAUAUGCCUUCUCGACUUGUACCAGCAUGCAAAUGUAUCAGCAGUUUUAUGGAUUUAUAGUACCAUCGCUGUAUCAAAGUUUCAUGUUAAUUGCGUCACAAAUUUCCUAUUCAAUUGAUGUGCCUUUUUUUUCCAAGUGGGGUGAGCAGUAUAUCCGACCGACCAAAUGAAUGACUUUUGUCCGGUACGGUGAUAAAUUUGGGUUGUGUCGGUUCAGUUUUAGGGAUUUAAAAUUUCAGUUUUCGGUUAUUAGUUUGGUUUGAGAUCUGGAUUAUCCAAAUUAACUGAACCGGCCGAAUAAAUUGAGCAAUUGAUUUUAUUUUUCAUAAUUAUAUUAGUAUUUUUCCAGCUUUAA